AUGGCUGUUGAUACGAGCUACUUGACCACCCAGGUCAACAACAUCGUGGAUCAGCUUCAUGGCAUUUUUGACCAGAUCGGAGUUCCGAGUCAUGAGCGCGAGUCGCGUGAAUCAGAACUGUUCAAUGCAUUGUCAGAGACACUGAACAACCACCUUAAGCUUGUUGACGAGGAGAAGGAAAAAAUGACACAAGAAGCACAGCGCCUCAUCACCGCGAUCUCACAAAUGGAAGCGUCCCUUGGUGAUGAGCGGGCCAAUGGACAGUACGAGCUCAAUCGCGACGAUCUACGCGUCACAUAUCCUCUGAACAGAUGCAUCGCUUUUCUGCGCGAGAAGAACGAGGCCAUGGCAAAAUUGCAUCGCGAGCGCUUCGAACAGGUUAAGAAGCUAGUCGCCGCGCUCGAAUCAUAUUCAUCCCACCUCGAGACGACCUUCCUCCAAAUCGAUUUACCCCCAACAGCCCCGGGUUCAGUCAUACCUCCCAGCUUCGAUUUGUCCCCCGCAUACGUAACCGCACUGGACUCGGAAUUUUCACGCGUCUACGAGGAGUAUCACCGGCGCAUUUCUUUUGUCCAAACCGCCUCCGAAGAAAUAAUCAAACUCUGGGCUGAGCUGGGAACUCCCCAAGUGCAGACAGACCCCAACAUUGUUAGGCACUAUCGCGAUUCACCAGAGCAGCUUGGACUUCACGAGACUGACAUGACGAAUUUAAUGGCUCGACGUGACAAGUUGGUUGAGGAGAAGAAGGGACGCGAGCGCAAAAUCAAGGAGCUCCGCAUGAAUGUCGAGAGUCUGUGGGAGCGAUUCGGGGUUGAGGAGGCGGAUCGCAAGGCGUUCCUUUCCGCGAAUCGCGGAUGCGGUCUUCGCACCAUCAACGAAUAUGAAGAUGAGUUGGCUCGUCUGAAUGAGCUGAAGAGACAGAAUCUCCAUCUGUUUGUGGAAGAUGCUCGAUGCCGCCUUCAAGAGCUGUGGGAUAGCCUCUAUUUCUCGGAGGAAGAAAUGCUGGACUUCACGCCCGCCUUUUCAGACGUUUGUAGUGACGCUUUGCUUGAAGCACAUGAAGCUGAAAUCGCGCGGCUUGAGACGCUCAAGGAACAGCGCGCCCCUACACUUGAGCUGAUUGAAAAGCAUCGCAGCAUUCUCGCUGAUAAGCAGGCCCUGUCCGCAUCCAGUCAAGAUGCAUCUCGACUGAUGGGCCGAGGCAAUAAAGGCGAGAAGCGCGACCCUGGCAAGCUUCUGCGCGAGGAGAAGAUGCGCAAGCGAAUUGCUAAAGAAUUGCCGAAAGUUGAAUCCGAGCUGAGAAAAGAGCUUGAACACUGGGAGGACGAGUUUGGUCGGCCGUUCUUGGUUCAUGGCGAGCGAUAUCUGGAUAAGUUGACUCCUGUGGUAUCCAAGCCGCCACCUCGAUCCAAGACCCCUUCUGCACCUCCAUCUACCACCAAGUCUGUCACCGGUUCAAUCAAGCGCGAUCCUGUGUCUCGCCCUGGAAGUUCCAUGCGCGGACCCCCUCCACCUCGAUCUGCGACCAAGACUCCUACAAGUAGCGGACCAGUCAAGCACCACACAAUUGGAUACUCCGGAGCUAACCGUGCUGGGGCUCGCUCACCUUCGAAGCUACCUGCACGAGCUCCCUUGAGUAACGUGCCUUAUAGCACGGCCUCCCCGGAACGUCGCACUGGGCCUGGAUCAUAUUCUUCCAGCACGAUUAAUGGCAAGAUGCCGCCUCCUCGCGGGCCUCCACCACCGAGAAUGCGAGCCUUGACAGUGGAGUCGAAGGAUCGUGGCAGCUACAGCAUAGAGCCGCCUCGUUGCAAUAGUGCGAUGUCUUCCGCCUUCGUCCGGCCUGUGAGCCCUGAAGAUGUUUAUGAUGAUCGUCAACGAUCAUUCAUGAGCGCCUCAGUGAUGUCCAACCAUCGAUCAACCGGAUUCUCUCAAUCGUCUGUCUCGUCGCACUCGUCUCUGAACUCCUCGAUACAGAGCUUUCCCCGGGUCAACCCUUACCUAUCUCAAGCACCCCCUCCCCCUGCCCUCCGACAGGUAUCCAACUCAUCUACCGUCGUCACCGCUACCUCUGGGUCGGAGAAUUGGGAAACCUUUGACGAUGGUUCUGAAUCGGACGUCGAUGCCAGUGAGGUUUAUUACUCGAAGCUGCGGGCAGCACAGGGUAAACGAUUGAAUGCCGAGGACGACAGCAUUCUGGUAGGCAAGAAGUCCAAAGGUAUCCGCAGUGUCAGCCCAGAUGGACCACACCCCGGCCAAAUGAUCCGCGUCGCUGGUAGCGAUCCAGAGUGGACUACCGACUACGGAACCUACUGA
Penicillium diatomitis is the source of this 2316-nucleotide messenger RNA. RefSeq names its product putative microtubule associated protein (Ase1). Bases 1 to 2316 code for a protein of 771 amino acids. Gene Ontology annotation, molecular function: microtubule binding. Gene Ontology annotation, biological process: microtubule cytoskeleton organization; mitotic spindle midzone assembly. The transcript is spliced from 4 exons. Lineage: Eukaryota; Fungi; Ascomycota; Eurotiomycetes; Eurotiales; Aspergillaceae. Gene Ontology annotation, cellular component: cytoplasm; mitotic spindle midzone; spindle. The record is from RefSeq and is a predicted model, not a curated record.